AUGUGUAACCUUUCAAGUCAUAUUCCUGAAGAUGACCAGUUAAAGAAAUUCUGGGAUAUUGAAGAAAUAAAAGGUAGUAAUAAAUUUUUAUCUCAAUACGAUAUUGUGUAUGAGUCUUUAUUUAACGAAAAUACUUUCCGCAUAGAAAACGGUCAGUUUGUAGUAAAAUUCCCGUUAAAACAAUCCCCAGGACAGGGCAGGUCUAAACCCGAAGCAAUUAGAAGAUUUAAGACAUUAGAAAAACGGUUCGCGGAUGUUCAAUUUAAACAAUUAUACACCGAUUUUAUUCAAGAAUAUGAAACUUUAGGUCAUAUGACUAAAUUAACUAUCCAACCCGAUGGAAUUAAAUACUUUUUACAACAUCAUGGUAUUUUAAAAGAAAUGAGUACGACAACUCGUUUACGCGUAGUUUUUGAUGGAAACUGUAAGACGUCCACAGGGUGGUCGCUUAACGAUCUACAAUAUAUCGGCCCUAAAGUUCAGAAUGACAUUAUAAACAUUCUUUUACGAUUCAGAACAUAUAAAUUCGUUGUUUCAGCUGACAUAUCAAAAAUGUAUCGUCAAAUUCUCAUAGAUCGAGAGCAUAGACCUUUACAACAGAUACUAUGGCGUGAUAACCCCAAAAGUAACUUUUGCACUUAUCACUUGAAUACAGUUACAUAUGGAACUCGAUCAGCUCCAUAUCUGGCUAUCAAGUGUAUUAAGACGCUAGCGGAACACAAUAUGAAUCAAUACCCCAAAGCCUGUGAAACAAUACUAAAGGACAUGUACGUGGACGAUUUGUUGACCGGUUCUAACGAUUUAAUAGAAUUACAAAAAUUAUGCAAAGACAUAUAUGAUGUCUUAUCAUCCGCUAAUUUCAUUUUAAGAAAGUGGAUUUCUCAUAAUUUUCAAGUAGUUUGUGGCUUCAAAGAUAACAAUAUCUCAAAUGCAAUUUUAGAUAUAGGUGAUAAAGAAAGUUGUAAAACUUUGGGAAUCCAAUGGGACAAUAAAAAUGACAUUCUAAAAUAUACAAUUAAACAAUUUACCCAUCGAAACACAAUUACUAAACGUCAUAUUCUUUCAAUUAUUGCUGAAAUUUACGAUCCUUUAGGGUUAUUAAGCCCUUCCAUAGUUAUUGCAAAAUUAAUAAUACAGAAAUUAUGGUCCCAACACAUUAGAUGGGAUGAGCCUAUUCCACAAGAUAUAGAACAAACUUGGUAUCGAUUUCAGAAUGAACUUGGCAGUUUAAAUCAAUUAUCUAUACCUAGAAAUGCUAUUUAUUUAAACUAUAUACUCACAGAUGUCCAUUGCUUCUGCGAUGCAUCGAGAGAUGCAUAUUCAUCUUGCAUAUACUUACGUAGUGUUGACGAUAGCGGAAAUUAUAACGUUCAAUUACUAUGUGCCAAAACCAAAGUGUCACCACUGAAGACAAUAACAAUUCCAAAACUUGAAUUGUGUACUUGUCUUCUAGGAGCACAACUAGUAAAUACUGUGGUCAAUGCCCUCAAUUUAAAAAAUAUUCAUUAUUGUUUGUGGUCCGAUUCUCAAGUCGCCCUAUGUUGGAUUAACACGGAACCCAAUUUAUUACAGACCUUUGUUGCUAAUCGCGUAUCUAAAAUACAAUCUCUCACGAACAUUGAAAAUUGGAGGUAUGUUAGUACUAAGGAAAACCCUGCAGAUUUAGCAUCUCGAGGUAUAAUGCCUAAAAUGCUGAUGUCAAGUGCAAUUUGGUGGAAAGGACCUCAAUUUUUAUUGUUACAAUCAUCAGAUUGGCCAAUUACUAAUUUUUCAAUUUCUAAACACGAUCUCCCAGAACUAAGAAAAUCUAAGACUAUUUUGGUCAUAUCACAACAUACAAAAAUUUGUGAUUUAUUUACAAAAUUCUCUUGUUUACAACGAUUAAAAAGAGUCACAGCAUAUUGUAUGCGUUUUAUCAAUAAUACACGAAAAUCUGAUACCAAAGUUAUUGGCCCAUUAUCAGUUGAAGAAUUGGAAAACACCAAUACUAUUUUAAUUAAAUUAUCUCAAAUGGAAUCAUUUUCCGAGGAGCUAGAAUUACUUCGUAAAAACAAGCAAUUAGAUGCUAAACAUAAAUUUGCUUCAUUAGCGCUCUUUAUUGAUGAGAAAGGAAUCAUCAGAGUUGGGGGACGAUUAAAAAAUACUUACUUACCAUUUAACAUCAAACAUCCAAUCUUACUCUCAAGUAAACACAAUUUUACCAAGCUAAUUUUUAAUCAUAAACAUAGUCAAUUGUUACACCCAGGACCACAACUACUAUUAGGUAUUCCCAAAAUAAUAUAUUCCGAUAACGGAACUACAUUUCACGGCACUAACAACUUAUUGAAAGAUCUUAGUAAAUUUUUAUUUAACAAUCAGGCCUCUGUUGUCAAUUCUACCAGUCAAUAUAAUAUACAAUGGAAGUUUAUGCCUCCGUACACCCCAAAUCAUGGCGGAUUGUGGGAAGCAGCCGUUUAA
Diorhabda sublineata is the source of this 2457-nucleotide messenger RNA. RefSeq lists its product as uncharacterized. Bases 1 to 2457 code for a protein of 818 amino acids. Gene Ontology annotation, molecular function: nucleic acid binding. The record is from RefSeq and is a predicted model, not a curated record. The transcript has a single exon. Lineage: Eukaryota; Metazoa; Arthropoda; Insecta; Coleoptera; Chrysomelidae.